Molecule: messenger RNA, 1877 nt
Organism: Tympanuchus pallidicinctus (lesser prairie-chicken)
Lineage: Eukaryota; Metazoa; Chordata; Aves; Galliformes; Phasianidae
Gene: CUNH8orf33
Product: chromosome unknown C8orf33 homolog
Exons: 5
Coding region: 259-1041 (260 amino acids)
Source: RefSeq, a predicted model, not a curated record
AAAACUUGUUGAAGUACAGCAAGGCAGUGGGCAGGCUACAGAAGCAGACCCAGAAGCAGCUGGUGCACCUUUGGAAGCAGUCCCUGGUGUCAGCGCUGCUGAGCAGAUGCAAACCAGUGUAAGAACCACAGAGCAAAAGAACUCUGCAGUGGAGCUCUGAGUUUUGCUGCCUCUGGCCAAGAACCCAAGUUGUCUUUCAGCUUUGCCAUUCCUAAAGAAGACUGUCCUCUGGUCCCAUUAGUUCCAGCCAGCCAACGUAUGGAGAGUGCAGCAGAUCGUGAGGUGCUGGAUAAUGCAGUGCGUGCUGAAUCAGUAGAUGUGGUGCAGAUUUCAGCAUUGGAGAAAUCUGACAUGGAUCAAAUUGCGAGUGCUGUGCCCAGAGACGAUGAAAGCCAUGUCACACUAAAGAUGUCCAAGCCAGUGAGUGCCCCUGGGGAUAGCACAGUGAUAGAGAAAUCAGCAUCAGAGGGAGCUGCACAAAGGAAGAAAAAGAAGAAGAAACAAAAUGCAUCUGUCAGUAAAAAAGACAUGAAAGAAACUGAGACUGAGAGGAAGGCAAAGGUGGAAGCUAAUGGAUGCCAGAAUAAAGAUGCAGCCCAUCAGGAUGAGACCUCUCAGCAGUCAGAUGACCAGCUGCAGAAAGAGGUGGAUUGGUGUGUGGAACAACUGGAAAUUGGCCUGAAGACACAGAAAUCCACUCCCAAGCAGGUUGAGGAGGCUCUCCGUGCGAUCAGGACGCUGCGCAGUGACAAGGCUCCGCUGGUGAAGAAACGUCAGAUCAUGAGAAACAUAUUUGGAGACUACAGGAAGAAGAUGGAGGAGGAGCUGUGCAAACAGCUGAAGCUUAUGCUAUGUGAUGCAAAAUCUGCCAAGAUCGUGGAAGUGCAGAACAAGAAAUGCCAGGUCAUCAGGAAGCGCCCCGGAGCAGGCAGUAAAAGCCAAGGAUCAGCAGAAUCCCUUCCAGAGUCAGCCAACACCCCUGACACAGGCACAUUCAAAUUCACGGUUUCUCAAGAAGAGUUUCGCUUUAAUUUCUUCUAGGACAAUCUUUUAGAUUGAAACCAUGGCUAAAAACUCUGCUAAAGCUCCUUAAGAAGGAUGCUGUGCUAUAGAAAAUGUUACAGAGGAAUCCCAGUUUAUUUCCUAUGGAAAGGAUUCUCCUUUUGAGUGCCUUCAGAGGUGCAAAACAGAUCUGCCAACCUGGCAUACGAGCCCAAGACUCAAUCUACUCCAGUAGUCCUCCAUGCUCACACUGUAGAAAGUCACCUUUGCAGCAUGGAGUCUGGUAGGCUCUGCUUUUCUUCCUGCAGAAUUUCUGUUAACUUAAGAAUGUCUUUUAUACUGUGAGGUUUUCCCACUCUCCUGUUGCCUUCAAGUAGAGGAGGCCUUUUUUAGCAAGUGAGAAAGCAGCACACACAAAAUGGAAUGCUCUGUGAAGAAGACCCAGUUUCUGCAGAGGGAGAAGAGGGGAGGCAAUCUAAGUGCACCGGCUGUCUGGAUGAAUCCAUUCCACCUGACAGCUGUGCCAUGCAGUGUCAAGGAAGCACAGGGCAGUGUGUAAUUACUGCCAUUCAUAGAGUAAAAAAGUUCAGAAUCUGGGACGAAAAUGAGUGAGAAUCAUCCUUGCUCUUUCAUCUAUUUAAUUGACAGGUGUUGACUUAGAAGAGAACAGCAGUUGCUGAUUUGUUCAAGCCUAGGCAUGUUAGAGCAAUAGUUUCCAGUCAGGGAAAGAUUUGUGUUUCUGAGCUCACUUUUAAGUAGCCCAAGAAUUACUGAGCUGUAUGCUAAACUUUGGGUGGUGGUGAAAAGAGCUGUGGGAGCCCAAAGGUUCUCUUGCAUUUGAUUUGUAUUAAAUUUUUGCUUUCUGAUCGGCUCAA